Messenger RNA from Drosophila eugracilis, 1215 nucleotides. RefSeq lists its product as uncharacterized. The transcript has a single exon. Gene Ontology annotation, cellular component: mitochondrial inner membrane. Gene Ontology annotation, biological process: protein insertion into mitochondrial inner membrane from matrix; inner mitochondrial membrane organization. Gene Ontology annotation, molecular function: ribosome binding. NCBI's taxonomy places the organism in Eukaryota, Metazoa, Arthropoda, Insecta, Diptera, Drosophilidae. The record is from RefSeq and is a predicted model, not a curated record. Bases 92 to 1027 code for a protein of 311 amino acids.
GCCAAGUGCUAACACACACAUAUGAGUUUCGUUCAGUUUGAAUAUUCCGGCUUCCUCUUUUGACAAAAUUCUAACCAAAUUAAACUAUGGAAUGAUGAGGAUACACCGGUUGCUGUUAAACAAGUGCUCCUGCUACGGUCAUGUGCUGCAGCGAUCGAUGCGGGUCCCCAGGCGGACCAGAACCCCAUUGAGGCAUUAUUUGAAUGCUCCCCUCCAGGUGCGCAAUAGCUUUCAGGGUCCUCGGAGGGAUGUAACCCAGAAAAAAGGUAAUCCCGUUAAGGCCCUGGGUAUCGAGCUAGAGUUAUUUAUGACCAAAGAUGAGCCCCACCAAGUAUCUCUGCCCGUGAUGAUGUACUUCUACAGUCCGCUGAGUCGUCUUUACACCAAGCUUUCUCUGCUCCGGCUUAAGCUUAUGUGGGAUUGGGACUUCUCCGAGCGCAAUUUUCUAGAGAAUUCUUGUGAGGCGGCCGCCGUUUUCACGGACUUUGUAAGACGUCGCCGGAACCGCAAUGUGGAGCGAUGCAGUACGCCCAUGGGCUUUCAGCAGGUGAAGAACGAUCUGUUAGAGGAUCCACUCGACUGGAGGCUCACUAUGAUGCGCUUCGAGAAGCAUCACUUCCGGAGAGCCAUUCCCCUGAAGGUUCAGCUGCUGUGGCACUACGAUCAUCGUUUCGCUUUCCUGGAUGUAGUCUUUGUGGCUCUGCGGCGAUCCAAUGACUUCAAGUCGCCGGCGGAGCUCAAUGAGAUGACUCAGCUGUUGAAGAAGUACGUGGAUCCCACGCAGUUAAGAGUGCCGCACCCCCUGAUCUUCGCCGAGAUCUUUAUGCGCUUCCGGCGCGACUAUUCCGUCAAACCCACGAGAAUGGGCAAUGUUCGGGGCAACAGUCGCUGCAUGGGUCACUGGCUCAUCUCCACGUACAAGGUGGUUCGCUUCGAUAUCCUCAAUGAUCAUCCACUGUUCGAUAUUCCCCAGUUCGUCGAGUGGAUGCCUCCGGUUAUGCCCAGGAUGGGCCGCAGCUUUGAAUAACAUGGGUUUAGCAUUCAAGUCAUAGUAUUAAGUCAUAUACUUGGAGCAGAUUCUUUGUGCUGUAAUAUUCUGGUAUAUGGUAUUGUAAAUUAUUGGGUCAAAAAACCCUCAAAAAAAAAAUCAAACAAAAUUUAACACAAAAUGUAAUAAAAAUUAUGAUCAGAUUAUCAUAAAUACAAAUAAUGUAA